Messenger RNA from Ruditapes philippinarum (Manila clam), 1942 nucleotides. RefSeq lists its product as uncharacterized. The transcript is spliced from 3 exons. Bases 84 to 1880 code for a protein of 598 amino acids. The record is from RefSeq and is a predicted model, not a curated record. NCBI's taxonomy places the organism in Eukaryota, Metazoa, Mollusca, Bivalvia, Venerida, Veneridae.
GGACGUCCUAAUUCUGUCUGUGACGUAACAAAUAGAGCAUGGUAACCGCAAAAUGCGGCCACAUUUUAACAGAGACGUAAAUUAUGGAAGAAAAUGUGAGAAUUAAUACCAGACAACUAGAUAAAAACACAUAUAAAGAUAUCCUCAUAAGUCCAAACAAUGAUGACAUAAUUAUUCCAAUCAGUGCCACUUUCGACAGAGUUGCAUUACAUAUUGGUAUUGGAAAUGGACGAGGAAUCUUUAUAGAGAAGCCUGAUGUUAAAGAUGGGAAAGAAAUCAAAACAUCAGUCAAACGUGCUACCCAGAAGUUUAUGAAAAGAAUGUAUAAAGGAAUAGCUAAAAAUGAGAAUGCUAUAGAAAGUAAACUUGAAGAAUUAAGAAAGCCUUUGGUCGAAGAUGAAGAUAAGUUUAUCGGAGACAUUUCAAACAGACACGAUAUUGACAGAUACUUGCUUCGGUAUGUUUACUCAUUUUAUGGUAAGACAAUAUCGAAAGCUGCAAAGGGAUUGUCAAAAAAUGGACUACUUUUAAGACAAGCUCAAUCCGAAGAUGUUAGAAGUGUCAUUGACAGCAUGCAUGCCGCAUUGGAAAUGGAAAUGGUUUCUAUACCAGGUAUUAGAAAUAUUUCAUUACUAAAACCCAAGCAAGACUUUAAAGGCCCGACUGUACCAAAUAUGAAUAUUGAUAUGAAAUUGUACUCGCGUCCUAAUUACAGUUUCAAUGCAACAAACGCCGCUGUUUCAUUGGACAGACAAUCUUUAGAUACAAUUGAUAUAGAUUAUCAAAAUGAAAUGUUAGCAAUUUUAAUUGACGCUGAAACAGGUAUAAGUCGAGCUUUUUUGAAUUUUUUGACACCUGAAUUUCAAAUUGGGUCAUUUUCGAUAAAUGCAAACGACACGAACUUUGAAGAAGAUUUUGAAAAGUCAAUGCAAGAUUCCCAAAUGUUUAGUGAAGUAACAUUAUUGACAAUAAAGGGACAGGAACAAAACUACAAAGGAGCACGUCAAAAACUGAGAGAAAGACGUCAAAAACUGAGAGAAAGACGGAAAAAUAACAAAACCUACACAAUUAAUGACGUCUCAUUUUCAAAGCAGCCCUGCUUCAUUGAGAAAUAUGUUAUGAUUAAUUAUCUAAGCGAAGGCCGAGUUGCAGAAAAUGACGAUAUCGACGAAGCCUACAUUUCAGAAACUGACAAUGUAGAAAUUGAAACAGCAGAAUAUGUCACUUUACUAUCUGAAGGAGCAAUACCAGCGGAAGUUGAUGAAAAGGAUAGUGGUAUACUAUCCAUUGGAAGUGAUCAAUCAGAAUUCUUAACAUUUGACACAUUUCAAACUGUGUCAGGUGAAGCAAUUACUCACAAAGAAGAGAAAGGAAUGACAUUAGACAAUGUUCCACAGACUAGUAAUGCAAAUUUAGAAGAAUUGUCACAUGGCAUUGUUGUUGAGAAAGAGUUAUACAACAGAAAGGAAUGCAUAGAAUCAGAUAACGCAAAUAAAAAUUUCGUAACUGAUGAGGCAAGAGUAAAUAUAGAAUUCGAACCAGAAGAAGCAGCUGCCGAUAUAGAACGAAUAGCUAUCAGAGAUAAUAUUGAAGCAGAUGAAACAGCUGAACAGAAUAGAGCCGUUGAUAUUUCCUCUGACGAAGACGAUGAGUGUGACGAUGAUGAUAGCAUCUUUGGUAUCUUGACAAUCUACAAACAGAGUGGUCUUCACUGUGAACUAAACAAAGCUAACGAAGACGAUGAGUGUGACGAUGAUGAUAGCAUCUUUGGUAUCUUGACAAUCUACAAAAGGAGUGGUCUUCACUGUGAAAUAAACAAAGCUGCAAUAGAUAAAGACUUCGGAUACAGAUUCUUUUCUUUGUCAACUUUCUAUAGAUAAACUAACAAUAUAUAUUGUACUAAAAUAAUUAGAAAGAUUAAAAGCUGAUGUAAAAUUUGAAA